AUGCUCCUCACAGUUACCCUCUUGGGGCUGGUUGCUUCGGCGGCAGCUGUCGAUGAAAAACGUUGGCUGUUUGGGGGCCCUGUCGUUAAGCUAGAAACAGCGACCGUGACGGGAUAUUCGUUUCUCGGCGUAGACACAUUUAAUGGCAUUCCUUUCGCUCAACCUCCUGUCGGCGAUCUCCGCCUGCGCCCGCCACAAUCGAUUACUUCUCAUUUAGGCGCGGUGUCGGCUGUCGGCAUCGCCAAGUCUUGCCCUCAGGUGCUGUUGAGCAGCAAUCUCGAUAAUCUGCCCUCUGGCAUCCUCCAGACAUUGCUCAAUACGCCACUGAUCAACAAGGCUACGCAGCAAUCUGAAGAUUGCCUGACCUUGGAUAUUCAGAGACCUUCCGGUACUAAGGCAGGUGACAAACUCCCGGUCUUCUUCUUCAUCUACGGUGGCGGCUUUGGCUUCGGAGCUACGAACACAUAUGAUGCAGCUGGAAUUAUCAGAGCCUCCUUGCCGUCAGGUCCUAUAAUUUUCGUCGCUGCCAACUACAGACUUGACGCUUGGGGCUUCUUGGCAGGCAAAGAAGUAUUGCAGGAUGGUGCUUCCAACUUGGGUCUUCUCGAUCAGCGUCUAGCCCUUGAAUGGGUCGCAGACAACAUUGCCAAGUUUGGCGGCGACCCUUCAAAGGUCACCAUUGGAGGUGAAUCUGCCGGUGCCAUCAGUGUGUUUGAUCAGAUGGCUCUCUAUGAUGGAGACAACACGUACAAAGGUAAGCCUCUCUUCCGCGGAGCUAUCAUGGACUCUGGCUCUGUGGUUCCGGCGGAUCCCGUUGAUGGUGUCAAGGGUCAAGCCAUCUACUCUCAAGUUGUCAACGCAGCUGGCUGCGCAGGCGCAUCAAACACCUUGCAAUGUUUGCGCGAGGUACCCUAUGAUACAUUCUUGCAUGCGGCAUCAUCAGUGCCUGGUAUAUUCGAUUAUUCGUCCGUGGCACUCAGCUACCUGCCCCGGCCUGAUGGCGCUAUUCUGACCGCUUCGCCAGCUAUUCUUCUUGCCUUAGGACGUUAUGCCAAGGUGCCACUCAUUAUCGGGGACCAGGAGGAUGAAGGUACAAUCUUCUCUCUUGUGCAAAAAAACAUCACGACAUCGGAGGAAAUUUCGGAUUACCUGCAAAAGUACUUCUUCCUCGAUGCUCCUCGCGCUACGAUCGAUGCACUUGUGGCUUCCUACCCAGAUGACCCUUCCGCUGGCUCGCCCUUCCGCACUGGAUCUCAAUACAAUUUCUAUCCACAGUACAAGCGACUGGCUGCUUUGCUUGGCGAUACCGUGUUCACGCUCACUCGACGCGUCUUUCUUGAGUACACUUCGAAAAAUGUGCCCAACACAUGGAGUUACCUAUCAUCUUACUUUCAUGGCACUCCCUACUUGGGUACAUUCCACAUAAGUGAUGUGAUCACCUUGUUCUACGCGCCUGGUUACCCACAAGCGACAAUUCGGCGCUACUACAUCAAUUUCAUCAACAACCUCGACCCCAAUGUCGGUGCAACGCCCUCAAUGCAGUGGCCAUCAUGGACCAAGACCCAGAAAUUGCUCAACAUUGAAGGCUUCUCGAGCAAGCUUAUCCCGGACACCUUCAGAUCUGCUAGCGCUGCUGUGCUACGCAAUAAUCCUCUCUCGUUCAAUGUUUAG
This is a messenger RNA of Protomyces lactucae-debilis, 1671 nucleotides long. Its product is annotated as lipase. The transcript has 3 exons. NCBI's taxonomy places the organism in Eukaryota, Fungi, Ascomycota, Taphrinomycetes, Taphrinales, Protomycetaceae. The coding region runs from base 1 to 1671 and encodes 556 amino acids. The record is from RefSeq and is a predicted model, not a curated record.